Messenger RNA from Leptidea sinapis, 6235 nucleotides. RefSeq lists its product as uncharacterized. The transcript is spliced from 12 exons. Lineage: Eukaryota; Metazoa; Arthropoda; Insecta; Lepidoptera; Pieridae. Bases 233 to 2710 code for a protein of 825 amino acids. Gene Ontology annotation, molecular function: SNARE binding. Gene Ontology annotation, cellular component: endosome; lytic vacuole. The record is from RefSeq and is a predicted model, not a curated record. Gene Ontology annotation, biological process: SNARE complex assembly.
AUUGUGCUAAAGAAAAUAAUGCAAAUGCACUUUUUGUUUUCUUUUUUUUAUUAUAAAUACUUCAUUGUUCAUAUUUUAAAUGUGUACAGUUAGAUUGUUGUGUAGUUGUAUUGUUAUUGUUAGUUAAUCAUCGCAAUGGUUAUAUUGGUAUAAACGAAUGCUGUUGAAAUGUUUUAUUAAACAUACAAUACAUAAAACUUUUAUUGCUGUGUAAGUGCAUUUUGUAAAUAAAAUGUUUGGUAGACCGCGUUGCAGAGAAUGGACACCUUUGACCACUCAGCAACUUCGAUUACGAAGUCUUAUUCAGAUUGUGGGCUACAACAUCCGGCCCCCAGAAUGGUGCCGCUAUCAGUGCAGCUUCUACAUGACGCUGCACCACACCACCAUGUCGGCGCCCUUCUACACCAGCGAGAGAAUCACCUCCCCGCAUCCCAAGUGGAAGGAGAUCGAUGCUGAACUUAUGCAGAGCAUGUCAUCAACCAACGUCGUAAUCAGGAUCUGGUGUCACAUUCUCUCCCCUAAGGAAGAGGAGAGAAACAGCCAGAGCCAAGACACGGUGAUACAGACGUGGGGAGUAUACUUCAGCGGCCUCCGAUACAUUGGCGCCAAUUUGUCACUACAUUUCAACUCCGAUUGCUUUAAGAGCAACACGCUGGUGUUUCAAAUGCAGGGGGGGUACUUCUGUUCGUAUAAAAGUCUGAAACUAGAUAUCAUUCCACCGGGAAAUGAGCUGCAGCAUACCCCGUUGACGGGCGGCACUCCAGUGUCAGUAAAUAAGGAUAAGAUUGGCAGAAAGGUGAAGGAAUCUCCCUCUCCGAAAACGGGUAGGGAGUACUCUAAAAGCCACAGUCCUGUCGACAGGACGUUACGACAGCAUGUUGCCACGCUCAGGCCGUCAUCGAGUUUGUUUAUCAAAAGUGAGGGUACUUCUGAAAAGACAAAUUACAUAUUCGAGCAUUCGCCGAUCGAGGUGAAGGAGUCGAGCACGAGCGACGAGAGCGAAGAUGUCAACGUGGUGGAUCUGAGUGAGACGGCCGAGUAUUAUGACUUGAGGAACGAAUCUAGCCAGUUGCCUAAAUACAGGUAUCUCGCCCUGAACUUCCUCAAGUCCGAGAUCCGCAGCAGCUAUACAGCCAGUAAGCUGCAGAGCCUGCACUUGCUGCAGUACGCUAUCAAGCGGAGGCAGGACGCCGUGCUCGAAGUACGUGAGAAGAUCUACCAGAGGUCCGCGCUCGCAGACACACUCACACCGCCCGCCGACGGAGAGGGAGUGCUCAAGGCGAGGACCAGGUCUCAAAAGAAUCUGUUUUCGCGAGUGGAAGAGUGCGCGGUUAAGAGUAGGAGCAAGUCGUCCUCACAGAGCGACCGCGAAGGUGACAACGAGCUGCUCGCCAACGGGAAAGUGAGGCAGCCCCGCCUUACGCUCAAGCUGAACGAUCUGCUUUCUUACAAGACCAAACCAUCCCCCUUCCAAAGGGCAGAGCACGUAAGACUGACUAAACAACUAGAAAUAUAUCACUUCAAACGUUUGAUCCUCUCGGACGAGAGAGACAGCAAGCUUGCGAACAUCAGGCGAAUGAAGGAGACGCAUGCCAAGCUGUUCGAAGAGAAUCAGGAUGUCGGUAAGGAUUUGUCUGUUGGCUUGGAACUGAUGCAAGAUUACCACGCGCUGUCGAAGCUCAGGGACACCCUGCGGGGCACGCGUGACUCGUGCAACGCGCUGCGGUCGGUGGCCGCCGCCAGCCACGCCGCGUUGGCGCACUCGCGCUGCGAGCUGCUGCGGCAACUGCACGACUUGUUCGACAUCCAGCAGAAGGACGCCACCACGUGGAGCAUCUGCGGUGUACCGCUCCCGAUAUGCGACGACGAGGCGCGCGUGACCAACCCGCUACCGCAGUCCGUGGGCGCGGCUCUAGCGGCGCAGCUGACUGCGCUUGCGGCCGCCGUACUCGACCUGCCGCUGCGGUACCGCGUUGCGCUGACUGCUACGCCCACCGUCGAGGACAUGGUCGACCUGCCCAACCCUAAAAUCCCGUUGUACGUCCGGUCGAGUGACGCCACGCUGUUCAAAUACGGCAUGUUUCUGCUGAACAAAUGCGUUGCACAGCUGCUGUGGGGGCGGGGCUUGAGCGUGUACGACAUCCGGCCCACUCUCGCCAACUUGCGGCGCCUGCUCACCACUCCCACCAACUUGUCGGAUACGUCGAAGCUGUUCGGUACGUACCAGUGGCUAGCCAACGGUCAGUGUGCACGCGCCCAGUCGCUCCGCAGCCUGGUGGCUUCCGACCGCGAUCGAGCCAAACACUGCCGCCAAUUCAACAGGUUUAAGGAUUGCCUAGAAGGACAGUCGGGCCAGAAGGUUCAGCGACACAAGCACUCCCGCAGUAUGGGCAGCUGCCAAGAUGAACGGGAGCUGCCGCUAGAUGCAGCGUCCUCGAUAGCGGGCAGCGAACCCAAUAUUUACAACGUGGACUUGGAGACUGGUGACAGAGUGACACACCCCGACGUAGAGCUGUCGCACCAGCAGCUGUUUACGGAGACAGAGAAGCUGCUGAAGAUGUCCAGCAACAAUGAAGACCACGAGGUGCAGGGGAUCUGUACCGCGAUAGAGCAGUUCUGCGCCGACCGUGAUGUGUGUGCCACGCGUGAAAUCGGUGAUGAGCAGGACUGUGAACAAAUAGAGGUGAUCGCUACUAGUGUUGAGGAUUGACAGCAGGACCCGGUGUCCACCAAUCCCGUGCGCCGCUCACCAUUCGGCAUUGCAUCGGCCAAUCCAGACUCAGUGUAGCCGACGCAGUGUCGAGUAGCAAGGCGCGCCCGCUGCGUCACGACGAGUAAUGACCAAUGAGGCUCACGCAUUUCACGUUAUCAAUUGUUUCAGAAUAUUAUUGUUUUAAUUUAUAGCUGUGACAGGCCUGUUUCACUCCCCAUGUAUGUAUCGAAAUCGUAAAUACGUGCGGCGGCCUCUACAGAGUGGGCUAACUAGUAGGGACUCACGGGCGAGCAUUGUUCGUCACCUACUACCAAAAUGGAGAAACAUAAAAAAUCAAAGCAUAUUUAAGGUCAUUGAUGCAAAUUUAAAUUUUAUAACCCAAAGACACUGAAACAAUCUAAUUUAAAGUAAUUAUUAUUAUUAUGAAAUCACCAUUAAUUAUAGCUACCUAUUUAUUUCCUAUACUAAGUAGUUUUGACUAUAAAAUAAUAUUGAUUUAAAAUAACGUUUACGUACGUAUUUAUAGUAUAGAAAAAACUGAGUUAUUUUUAUGAGAUGACCUUAUACUAGGUAGGUACGGUUUUUGGUAAUGAAGACAACCCUAAUGUCGUCAGAAUAGGUGACAUUCACGCGAUAGAAAGAGAUGCAACUUCUAGGCGAAUGAAUAAAAAUGAAGGUUAAUUGCGAUGUGCGAUCUGAAUUGCACCUUAUUGUAUGGCCGCAAGAACACUAUUUCUUUGAUUGAUUUUGCGGAGUGAGACUUCUGUACUUGUACUAUUACAUAUCUUUGGUCGUGUUAUGGCUUUGUACGCUAUUAAUUUCGCAACUUAACUAUGUCAACAAAUUUAGGGACGCAGUUUCGGUGAGGCCAAAUCCCCGGUCAGUCACAAAUUUUUUAACUAUAAAUAUGUUAGCAAAAAAUUGUAAAAACUUUAUUGAAAUUAAAACAAUUUGAAUAUCUGUUUAUUAAUCCGUCGAGCAGUAUUAAUGGGACGUACGGUAGUGUUGUGAUAUAGUUGUUUGUGAACUAAUAAAUUAAUUUAUAUUUCGUAGUAUAUUGCAUCUGUUGCGUAACAAUCGGGGAUAUGCAUAUUGUUUUUUUUUUUUAUUAUUUUUAUUUCAUAAUAAAAACAUAUUUAUAAUGUUAAGUGCUUGUGGAUUUAUUGCAGUAAGGGGCAAGACGAGCAGGACCUUAAGCUGAUGGUAAAUGAUACGCCCUGCCCAUAACAAUGCAGUGCCGCUCCGGAUUCUUGAAAAAUCCAACAAUUCUGAGUGGUUUACAAUUGCGCUCGUCUCCUUGAAACAUAUGAUGUUAAGUCUCAUUUGCCCAGUAAUUUCACCUGCUACGGCGCCCUUCAGACCGAAGCACAGUAAUGCGUACACAUUACUGCUUCACCACAGCAAUAGGCGCCCAUAAUCUAGCCGGCAUCCUGUUCAAAGGAGCCUCCCACAGGUACGUUAAUGGUAAUUGUUACGUACAUAUAUAUAUGUAAAAAAGGCGUUUGGUUGAAAAUUAUAUAUUUGUCGUUAAACGUAGGUAUACUUAUGGUUUCACAAAUAUUAGGAAUCCGAAGAAGUCAUGUUCUCUUGAAAAAUUAAUUAGUGGUCAAAAAUAAUAUUUUCGGCAAAAAUAUUGAUGUCCACAUAUCUCUGACGAAAAGUUUUAGUCGUCUAGAUAUAGUAUUUUGCUGUUAGACAAUCGAUAAAAACAGGCCAGGAAUAUUAGUUUAGUGUCUGUAAGCUAUGUCUUACACUCGCGAUUUGUAUGACACUGUGUUAGAAUUGAAAAUGAAUUGAUCAUGGUAGAGGUUAGUUCUAAAUUCUAUUUUUUUUCGACGUUUUCAAAGCUGUCAUAGUUUAUCUAGCCGCAUAAAUAAUCUAAGUAUAUUAUAUCUUUAAACGAGCAAUUCUUGUAUAUAAAUAUACGUAUAUAUAUAUAAUCUGAAUCUCGGAAACGGCUCCAACGAUUUUAAUGAAAUUUAGUUUAUAGGUAGUUUCGGGGGCGAGAAAUCGAUCUAGCUAUUGUUUCUAUUUAAAAAAAAUGUAGUUUGAACCGUGUUUUAAUGAGAAACAGCUAAGAUACAAAGGUAAAUUUCGCCACUAUACAGGAUGUCCCAAAGUUUUGGGACAUCCUGUAUACAAGACUAUAAUAGCUCAGAUGGGACAUUGGGUGAUGCGGAAAGCAGAAGACCCCGGUUCGGAUCCAGAUGUCCUAUUAGAUUUUUUUGUUCAAGUUGACAUUAAUUGAAGUCAUAUGCAUAUACCUGUGAUAUGGCUAGCAACUAACUAUUACAAGGUAAUGAAUUUGAAAUAUAAUUAUUUAUUGAAAGUUAAAUAAAUUUGACUGUAUAUAUACUUUUGUUAACGUUGAUUCGGAUAGAGCUUACGUCUUGUGUGAAUUUCACACACAAACCCCCUCCAUUGAAAUGAUAUAAUUUUUUUAAAAGGCAUAAAUGGCAUUUAUUUUCUCAAAAUUAAUUCCUUUAGAAUUCUUUUUGAUGUCAUUUCUAAUAUAUUAGAUACUACUAUCGCUUCGGAAACAAAUGGCGCUCUGAGGGAGAAGAAGCGGCGCAAGAAACUCUCCCCGCAUACUCUGGUUUUUGCGCUCUUUUCAAUAAAAAUAUACAAUAUUGUACAGUCAUUUCUAUCGCAAUAUAAUAAUAAUAAUCUCGUUCCAGCCUGUCCGAUCACUUAGAUAUUCAGCUGUGGAGUGAUAGGAUUUACGACGGAGCCAUUUUUUUUAUAAAACAUAUAAAUUUAUUUAUAGAUAGUGCCUAAUAGCUUGAUAUAUAUUUACUUUGAUUGUUAACAAAAUGCAUAGACAGUUUAUACGUCUAGAUACGGUAUUUUACUGUUAGAUAACCGAUAAAAACAAGCCACGUUUAUUACUUUAGUGUGCAUGACAAGCUACGUCUUAUACUGUAUGCUCAAAAUAGAGGUUAACGGUCCACCUAUAUUUAUUUCGACAUUUUCACAGCAGUCACAGUAUCUAGACGUAUAGAUCUAAAUUUUUAUGUGAUAUUGCUUAUUAAGGGCAUACAUUCGAAAAAGAUCGAAAUGGAUUAACCGCGUUGUAUAUAUACUUAAAACAGUGAGAAACUUGCUGUAAAGGCAGUUUGGUGGUUUUGUUUUAUUGAGACAUUAAUUUUAUCGUUAUCCGGUCUUGUUAUACUUGGUAAUGAUAAGGAUAAAAUGUUAUUAUAUCAUUAAAUUGUUUGCACACUACAUAAUAAAAAAAAUUAAGUAUAUUUUGAGCGUAGUCCCUUAGUUCGUGUAUGUAUCAAUGUAAUUAUUUAUUUCGGUGGGAUUUCAAAUUGUAAACUCAUUUCAAAUUUAAAGUAUUGUGUAGUUACAUACUACGGAUGUUAUAUAAUUCUAUAAUAUUGUGUUCCUAUAAGCCAGACCUUUGAGAUAACUGAUUUGUGAUCACAAAGAUCCCACUUCUUUAAUAAUAUAGUAGAUAUAUAAAGGGCGCAACACUAUUCCUGUUGUAACUAGCCCUAUUAAAUAUUACAUCAUAUA